GUCAUGAAGCAAAUAUUGGGUGUUCUCCAGGACUCGACGAUUGUGUCGAAGAGUGGCAAGGACAAACGGUCUCGUUUCUGGACGCUAUACCAACGAGUCGCAAAGGAACACGACGGCGAGUUCCUCGAGCGAUACAUUACUGACAUGGACAUCGUCUUGAUCUUCGUA
Molecule: messenger RNA, 168 nt
Organism: Suillus bovinus
Lineage: Eukaryota; Fungi; Basidiomycota; Agaricomycetes; Boletales; Suillaceae
Exons: 1
Source: RefSeq, a predicted model, not a curated record